UGAGCUCGAGGAAGCGUCGGUGUAGCUCUCGGCCUAUACGUGACUAUAGGGAAACGCCUGACAUCAUCUGAGUACCCUGUCCACGCCCUACAAUAUAUCAAAAUAUCAUAAAAGAGCGGAAAACAGGAAGCACCACCUCACUGCUCAGUUUGGUGGAGGAAAAAAUGAGUUAGUGAAUAUUUUGUCGUACUGGUGACUAGAGUGCAGUACCUUGCAUCCUGAGAGUGUCAUUACCACGCCCUAGAAAUUAUAGUAACGACGAAGAGAUAAAAAGGAAAAAAAAUACCCUUUUCAGUUUGAUGCUCCGGAAUGAGAGAAAGUUGAUGAACCAUUUUAUCUAAUAUUGACCAGAACCUCUCCUUACACUGCAGAGAAGCAUCACUUCGCCCUAGCAGAAACAAGAAGAAGAAAAAACAACAGACUUCCUGCUAAGUCUGCCCAUUCAAGAAGGAAAAUUAGUGUUGCUGCAGGUUUUGACGUUCUGGUGAGUAGUGCAACGCCUCACACCGCAGAUAUACCUGAUCUCACCCCCAAAGGAAUUAUAUAUCAAGAAACGUGGGGGAAAACACCGUCCUUCCCCGCCUUGCGUUCAACAAGAAAAAAUAACCCAACUCUCGGCUUACUGAUGCCCAGCGCACUGCUUUACAACCCAGGGAAUCUUCACUCCGACUUAGAGCAAAGUUAAGGGUUAAGUGUGAGGAAAAAGAGCAGCAGACAACUUUUUACUCUGCUAGAUGCUUGAAGAAGGGUAUAAUUGGUGCACAUCUUAACUUGGUGGUGACCAGAGAAUUCUUAUCACAACCUAGAGAAUCUAAUUUAAUACCAGGAAGAGAGGGAGAAAAAAUACAGACACUUUCACUCGGCUUAAAAGUCUCCUGCCUAGUGUCCAGUUUAACAUUCAGACAUUAACCGGUAGCCCCCUGAGACCCACGCCGCGUGUUGUCAUGGGGAGGUGAUGUGUUUUUGUGUGUGACUGGUGGGGAGGCCACGUUGCCCGCGCCAACCAUAGAAGCUCCAGUAUACAACCAUUCCUGACGACCGCUGCUUCCAGGCGCCGCCAACACACUGCUCCGCGUGAGUGAGCGUGUCGCCGCUGCAGCCAUGAGGGACGUGCGCCGCCUGCUGGUGGUGUGGGGCGUGCUGCUCCUCACGCUGCCCGCCCUCUGCCCCGCCGCCGACGUGGAUGGCGGGUGGAGUGACUGGUCUGAGUUGUCGUCGACGUGCACCAAGGCGUGUGACGUGGGCUCGGAAAAGAAGGUGAGGUCGUGCACCAACCCAGCGCCGCAGGGCAACGGCCGUCUGUGCGUCACGGAGGACGGCAGUGCUUCUAAAGACCCGGAGUUCAAGUUGUUCCCCUGCAACGUUCACAGCUGCUGGGACAACAGCUGGAGUGAGUGGGGCAACUGCACGGUGGAGUGUGGCCGCGGUAUUACGAAGAGAUACGCGGUGUGUGGAAACGAGAGUCUGCCGUGCGUCGACAACCAGUACAAGGAGGAGGUGAAGGCCUGCAACACCUGGAACAAGACCACAUGCCCCAGCCCGUGUGAGGCCAAGAAGUGCCCAGACAUCGCCGUGUGCCUGGACAAGUCGACGGAGACAGAUCCCGUGGCUGUGUGUGUGUGCACGAUGAGCUACAUCAUGAACGAGGCCAAGACAGCCUGCAUCCUUCCACCACCCACCUCUCCAACGCCCCGCCCCAUCCCAACCCUGCCGCCGGCGCAGAAGGUGGUGGCGACGGUGAUCUCCAAGACGGCCUCCACCAUCAUCAUCAUCUGCGUCUCCAUCUGCCUCAUCAUCUUCCUCGUCCUGCGCAUCUUCACGGAGGAUCGAAUCAUUCAGAUGAACAUGGAGAUCUCCCUCGUCCUCGCCCACGCCAUGCUCAUGUUCCCGACCUCCUUCACCGAGACGCCUGACAUGUGCCGCGUUAUCUCCAUCUUCAUCCACUACUUCUUCACGGCGUGCUUCAUGUUCAUGUUCCUGGAGGCGCUGCACAUGUACGGCUACGUGGCCUAUGUUGUGAAGCAGAACGGCAUGUGCUCGCGGGUGCAGAACACGCUGGUGGGCUGGGGCGUGGCUACCAUCAUCCUACUCUUCUGCAUCUGCUUCCAGUACGAGAACUACGGCGGGAAAUACCACUGCUGGCUACAGGCCGACACCCCGCUAUUCUACGGCCAAAUUAUCCCCAUCGUGGCCCUGGUGACGCUGACCUUCACCCUUAUCGAGGCCGCUGGAUCCGCCAACUACAAGCCCCUCAAAGGCAUUGACAAGCACCAGCGGACGAGCGCCAAGUUCUCGCAGCGCACCAACCUGAUCAUCAUGCCCUUCGUCUUCGCCCACAUGCUGGUCGGGAUAUACUCCGAGUACGAGCAGAACCUUCCCCUCUACAGCAUCUUCACCAUCCUCAACAGCGUGACCGGAUUCCUGGUGCUGUUUCUUCACUGCUUCAACAACCAGCAGGUACGUCUGAAAAUGAUCGGCAUGUACAGGUCGAUGAGUCGGGGCGGAGGCCACUAGGGGCUACAAACUGCUGGAUGGGGCGCCUCGCUAUGCUCCUUUAUGCCCUGCACGCCCGUACUCGGAUCAGGAAGAGAAGGUGCCUUAGCGAGUCGUAUUAUCAGACAUUUCGCCGCCCAAGAACACAUAUUUGACAAGGCUUUCGUAGGAGCUGUGGGCAUUUCCAGGGGUAGGUUUAUCACCCUGGUGGUAGUUUGACCCUUCUUUACCGUGAACCUGAAGAAACGCUCAUUAGAACCCGACUGACCCCCUCUUUUACCUUUAGAAAGAGAUGAUGUGGGAAGCGAAAGUAUCUUAUAAUACCGGCCUGCAUCGUGCCCUUUUGUAAUUAAGAACGACUCUUGUAGCUGUUUGGAAUCUUUAGAGCCACAUCAGAGUACUAUUAAAUUAUUUGGCAACAGUAUUCUUUGCGUAUUUGCUUUCAUGUUCCGUUGCCUUGCCGAAAGUCACUUAUCGAGCACUCUACUGAUAUAAGGCAACAGGGUGUAGGUUGAAGUGGUUCUCGGCAGUGGUGGAGCAGUGAGUGGGUCUCGACGGAACAAGACACUCGGAGUAAAGUUGGAACCCUCCCUCAAAGACCCCCAACUUUGAUUCGGCGGAUAAUACAAUGAACUGAUGAAUUGGAUGGUAUAACGCAAAUUGGAUGGCAGAAUUAACAUGGUUCCCCUCAAAUGCAGACCCCUUGUUGCUCCACUGGUUCUCUCUCAUGUUCUCGCUCCACGGUGGCAGGUGGUGUGGUGCCCAGGUCACGGUUAGCACCACAUCAGAUACUCAGCAGUCAGCACUCACGGCGGGUAUAUACAGUGUUGAGUGCGGAAACAAGUAAAUAUGAAAUAUGUUGUGCUAAAAAUUCUUGUUUAUUCAUAUUCAAUACUUUGCAGGCUUUACUACAACCAAAGAUUGUCCGCGUAAGUGACGUCCUAGUUUAUCAUUCAAAGCGUCGCUGCCUCUUGGUUACGAAUGUGUUUGUUUUAUUAUUUAUUUUACAGUCAAGUCUAGUUUUACGAAGGGCAUUCUCGCUGUUAUCCAGUGAAGGCUGAGAGGUUUUACGUUAGUUGCCGUGACGGGAUUCGCUUUCUGUUCGGCGGCAACGUUUUCUGUGCCAGUGAAUUGGGAGACUCGUGUAAUUUCCUUCGCUAGUGCAGGGAUGAGGUACUCGCAUUCGUUAUUCGUAUUUAAAUACAUUCGAAUACCGUAUUUGGUUGCCUUUGUAUUCGAAUAAUUAUUUACAUAAAUCAAAUUAUUCUCAUUCGUAUUCGACUACAAGGGGAAAGGUUUCGUAUUCUGCGAAUAAUCUGACGAAUACCUCGAAAUUCAUUAUCAGAAAAUAUUUAAUGGCAGCCGUUGUUCCUUACAAUUCCGGCCUCCUGGACGGACGUGUAAUCGUCGUGUAUAGAACAGGUUCAUGAGCUCAUUUUACUGUUGCCAUACAUAGUUACGUACUCUCAAUAAGUAUUCGUAUUUACGAGAUAUUCGAAUCAAAACCAUUUCAGUGUAUUCGAACUCGUAUUCGUUGGAAUUUGAAGUAUUCGAAUUCGUAUUUGAAUACACUACUCUUGUAUUCACUCCCUCCCUGCUAUAGUGCACGUUUAGUUAGUAAAAGCUGUUAUAUAUUUCGAAUGUGUGUGUAGAUAAACCAGUUGUAAAACGUAACUAAUAUUAAAUAACAGGACCGCAUCUAUACUGUCGACUGCUACCCCUCCCUCAGGAAAAUUCCUUACCCCUUUUAUGGGGUCAAGUUGCUGGUUUAGUGGCCCUUACCGGCUGUUUUGUGAGGGGUUGUGUACUAUCUUUUAGGUUCGUUAAGCAGUCGGGAUCAUGUUAUUUUCUUUAUGUUGCGGUCCUGUUAUCUCAAACUACCAAGUUAACACUCGAAAGUCGAACCAACCAGUCUCUUCAAGCAAUAUAAAUUUUCGAGCAGCCAAACUUUUAAUGUUACAUUUAAAACACUAAGUAAAACAAAGUUGUUUUUAGGCAGCUUGAGAAUUUGUUUAUAGCCCGUUAUCUGUCCUCCUCCCCGCUCCUCCCCCUCCCUUGUUUGCUAAGAAUUCAUUGGUGGUCACAGUGCGAGGCGGGGCACAGACACAGCGGAAAGCUGUUUGUGGCCUUUACAAGAAUACAAAGCUUCAUCUAUGUAAUGUCGAGAAAGAGUGCUUCAUUUCUAAUAUCAGGUUGGUUCGACUUUUGAGUCAUUAUUACAAAUGUAUAUGCAGUGUAUGAAAUAUUACUAAUAUAUUUAAAAGAAAAAAAAACUUUGAUGUGUGAAGUAGCGAUGCACGGCCAUAGCGGUGUUUGCUAUGGUGUUUGGGCGGUGUGUGUUUGUGAUCGUGUCGGCCGUGUUCCAAGCUCUCCUUCACCAAGAGAAGUAAGUUCUUACCGUGUCAGAAACCAGCAUUAACGUCUAUAAAUAGUUUUUCACCUCCGUUAAAUUCCAAUUACUUUUAUUCUUGGCCCCCUUAGGCGUCAUACUACUGCUGAUAGAAAGUUUUUAUUGAAUGUCGUCUUCAACCCGUAAAAGUGGUUCCCAGAAAGCUGUCUUACAGGUCACUGGGUCUGGGAAACAGAUAUUCUUAGAACUAUGUCCAGGGAUCGGCCUGUGAAGGGAGGGCUUGUAACGCCGGCCUGUGUGUGUGUGUGUGGCACCAGAGUGAUGCACACCCGUAUUGUUGUGUUGGUCCUUACAAGUAAAGAUGACGCCAACGGUGCCUUAUGUGUGCCUGGAGAGAGAGAGAGAGAGAGAGAGAGAGAGAGAGAGAGAGAGAGAGAGAGAGAGAGAGUGUGUGUGUGUGUGUGUGUGUGUGUGUGUGUGUGUGUGUGUGUGUGUGUGUGUGUGUGUGUGUGUGUGUGUGUGUGUGUGUGUGUGUGUGUGUGUGUGUGUGUGUGUGUGUGUGUGUGUAGCUUCUUCUUCAGUUUGCCGUGGACAUGCACUACGAAUAUUAAAACACAAACUAUUUCAACGACGAGUUCAAAAUAAUGUAUCACGUCAUAUUUUAGUGUAUACAUAGUGGAAAAAAGAUUCCUAUAUUUGUGAGGUAUAGCAUGUGAUAGUAACUUUAAGGCGUGAGUAAG
This is a messenger RNA of Eriocheir sinensis (Chinese mitten crab), 5583 nucleotides long. RefSeq names its product adhesion G-protein coupled receptor D1-like. Lineage: Eukaryota; Metazoa; Arthropoda; Malacostraca; Decapoda; Varunidae. The transcript is spliced from 10 exons. The record is from RefSeq and is a predicted model, not a curated record. Gene Ontology annotation, cellular component: membrane. The coding region runs from base 1102 to 2514 and encodes 470 amino acids. Gene Ontology annotation, molecular function: G protein-coupled receptor activity. Gene Ontology annotation, biological process: cell surface receptor signaling pathway; adenylate cyclase-activating G protein-coupled receptor signaling pathway.